AUGGGUCUCGGUGUCUUGGAAGACCACAAACUCUCGCAUGUGCCCGGCACAGUUCUUCUGAACGACGAGGCUGCCCAUGCUGAAGCACAAACUGGAAACCUCAAACAUGGAACGGGAAAGAACUCACACAUCGUUCUCUCGCCUCAACCCAGCGACGAUCCAAACGAUCCUCUUAACUGGUCCCCCGUGAAGAAAGAGUCCAUCAUCUGGAUCCUUGCCUUUGGAUCUAUGUUGUGCGCCGCGACAAACGGUCCCUUCUUGAAUGCUUCCUAUUUUGCGAUUGCCAAAGAAAUCAACAAAGAUCUCACCACGACGGUCAUGGUCUCUGGUUAUAACAUCCUCGCUAUCGGUUGUAUCGGUCCCUUCGUUUGUGCCUUCAGUCGUCGCUAUGGUAAACGUCCCGUCUUCAUCGUUUCCACGCUCUUCUGUAUUGUCGGCACGGCCAUUGGUGAAGUCAAGGCCAGCUACAACUACCUCCUGGCUGCUCGUAUCGUUCAAGGCUUCUCCACCAGCGCGUUCGAGUCUCUCAUCAUUUCGGUCGUUGGAGAUCUGUACUGCGUGCACCAGCGAGGCUUGAGGAUUGCGACCAUCAACUUUGUACUCAACUCGGCCUCCAGUUUGGCCUCGAUCAUCUGCGGCCAGGUGUACAAUGACCUGGGUCUUCUCUGGCUGUUCCACCUCUUCCAGAUCUUCCUGGUCGUCCAGUUCAUCCUCAUGUUCCUCUUCUGCCCCGAAACCACCUAUCUCCGGGAAACCAUCUACGAGACCGACACGCUUCAGACCGAGACGUUCGAACAGAUCGACAAGGCCAACGAGGAACACCGCGAGCAGGCCAUCGCCGUCAAGGAACUCAACGAAUCUUCGCCCUCGGUCACCGGCGCGGCCCGCCAAUACAAGAAGAAGACCUUUGUCCAGGAACUCAAAAUCUACAACGGCGUCUUCUCGCACGACAACAUUAUCAAGUGGCUCUUUGGCAUGCUCCUGACCCUGUGCAACCCUGGCGGCUUUUACGUCAUCAUCGUCUCUGGUCUCUUGUGCGCCUGGUACGUCGGUUCCGCCAUCAUCAUGGCCGGCAUCUUCGCCGGUCCCCCCUGGACUUUCGAUGCCGCACAGAUUGGAUAUCUCGGCACCGGCCCCUUCGUCGGGGGCAUGAUUGGCAGUAUCUUCCUCGCUCUUUUCGGAGAUCGUGUCAUGAAGUGGAUGACAGUCAGGAACAAGGGAACCUAUGAACCCGAGUUCCGCCUCGUCUUCAUGAUACCUUGCGCCAUCUUUUGUGGAUUCGGAAUGUUCUUCUUCGGUUACGCCAUGGCAAACGGCUUGAGCGCAAUUCUCUGCUCCUUCCUCUGGGGCAUGAUGAUGUUUGGUGUCAUGAUCGGUGUCGUCGCCACCAUGGCGUAUGGUCUCGACGCCUUCCGAUCUCAAAGUAACGAGAUGUUUGUCAUGAACAUGGUUUUCAAGAACUUCAUGUUUUACGGUCUCUCCAACUUUGCCAACAACUGGGUCGCUUCCAAGGGACCCGAACAGAUCAUGUUCACCUUCGGCGGGACCACCCUGGCCAUGUGCGUGUUCGGCAUCCCCGUCUACUUUUACGGCAAGCGCCUGCGGAGCUGGUGGGCCCGCCACGACCUCUUCAUCAAGUUCAACAUGCAUUCCACCGGACCCGAGACACAUUUGGGAUGA
This is a messenger RNA of Exophiala oligosperma, 1680 nucleotides long. RefSeq lists its product as uncharacterized. Lineage: Eukaryota; Fungi; Ascomycota; Eurotiomycetes; Chaetothyriales; Herpotrichiellaceae. Gene Ontology annotation, molecular function: transmembrane transporter activity. Bases 1 to 1680 code for a protein of 559 amino acids. The transcript is spliced from 5 exons. Gene Ontology annotation, biological process: transmembrane transport. The record is from RefSeq and is a predicted model, not a curated record.